Ceutorhynchus assimilis (cabbage seed weevil) is the source of this 3893-nucleotide messenger RNA. NCBI's taxonomy places the organism in Eukaryota, Metazoa, Arthropoda, Insecta, Coleoptera, Curculionidae. The record is from the annotation of a GenBank genome assembly.
CAUCGUAUCUUACCCUGCAGAAAAAAUAUCCAUAGCAGGAGUAAGAUCUCCAGAAUCGCAAAUUGUUUCAGAUAUAAGUGCACUGCUCUCAUUGGUGGAUCCCAAAUUAGUUGUAGUUGAAAAUCUUUCAGGAGCUAUAUAGCACGUUCUACGCCUAGAUGUGUCAAAGAAGUAAGAAUAAUCUCCUGCAAAAUAGCUGGUGAGUAUCAAGAGACCUAAUGGAAUUUAGCAAUAACCUGGAUUAUCAAUGGGCAAAAAUGUUGGCUUAAAAGACGCAAAAUCUACAAGCAUCACCCAAUUCCAGGAGGUAACUGUGAUGUUUUCUAAUUUAAUAUCGCCGUGACAAACUCCUACUUUAUGGCAUUGGUGCAAGGCGUAUAAUAUUUGGAAUGUAAUCCAUCUGAAAAUAAAAAUUCAAUAAAGGUACCAUUCUACUGGAAAAAUUUGAGAGGAGGCAAUACCUACAAGUUGAUUACCCAUUUUAAUACUUAAAACUUGAUUUUCUUUAAGAAAACUACUCAAUCAUUUUGUUUUUAGAAGGAAAUUGUAAUAUUUUUAUAAAAUACCAAAAUCAAAAUAAAUAAACAAUGACUGAAAUUGACCCACAUGACAACAUGGCAUUUUGAAUUGACAACUUUGCAUCUUUUUCUUUCAACAUGUAAAAGACAAAGAUACAAAUACAUUUUUUACUAAUGACGUAGCACAUAACCUUAUAUUUUGUCCUCAUGAAAACAUAACCCUACUUUAUUUUCCAAAGAAAAAGUGCGUUUCUCUUUAAAUUUAUUUUACAAUUUAUCUAUUAUUAAUGUUAUUUAACAAUACAAUAUGCUACCGCAAACAAAACUCCGUGCCAUAUCGUGUACGCUCAGUACCGUGCUACAACAUUCCUUAAAAAUUUCAAACGAAUCAAAAUUCCUAAGAUCUUUGAACUAUGUACAAACAAGAGGCAAAAGGGGCUCCAGUAAAGACGUAUCCUCUUUAUUUGUGCCAGUUCAAGUGAAACAUAAUCCUGACGAUAUAAAUGUAGGAGCAGAACUCACAGGUAGCUUAAAUAAGGCUGAUCUUUUAAAGGUUUUAAACAAGUUUUAUCAGAAUGCUGCCAUCAAACAGUUACUGACCGAAAAUGGACUGGACCAAUACCUACAACACCAAGCCUAUGUUAGUUUCCGUAGGUAUUGCCUAGAAGCAGCCACUUUACCGGUAGACCUACACAUAUGCGUCAGCGAUAUAUUACAAGGAGCUGGAAAUCACACUGAUGUAUUUCCAUAUUUUUUAAGGCACGCCAAACAAAUGUUUCCUCAUUUAGAAUGCAUGGACGAUUUAAAGAAAAUUUCUGACUUGAGGUCUCCAGCCAAUUGGUAUCCGGAAGCCAGAUCUAUUAAUAGGAAAAUUAUUUUCCAUGCAGGUCCUACGAAUUCUGGCAAAACUUACCAUGCCUUGGAAAGAUAUAUUACGGCUAAAUCUGGAGUUUAUUGCGGGCCCCUUAAGCUUUUAGCAUCUGAAGUCUACAAUAAGAGCAACCAAAGAGGCACUCCUUGUGAUCUUGUUACUGGGGAAGAAAGAAAGUUUGCCGAUCCACUAGGAAGUCCUUCAGCUCAUGUAGCUUGCACUGUAGAAAUGACUUCAGUAACUACUCCAUAUGAAGUAGCUGUAAUAGAUGAAAUUCAAAUGAUUAAAGAUCCACAACGAGGCUGGGCCUGGACUCGUGCCUUGCUUGGUUUAAAAGCAGAAGAAAUUCACUUGUGUGGUGAAGUGGGCACUGUGGAUUUAAUUAGUCAAUUAUGUCUUACCACUGGUGAAGACAUUGAAAUUAGGAAUUAUAAAAGAUUGACUGAAUUACAAGUUGAAGAUAGGGCAUUGGGAAGCUUGGCAAAUGUACAGCCAGGUGACUGUAUAGUUUGUUUCAGUAAAAACGACAUUUACUCAGUAUCUAGAGGUAUAGAAGGCAGCGGCAAAGAAGUAGCUGUUAUUUAUGGUGGUUUACCGCCAGGUACUAAACUGGCACAAGCUGCGAAAUUCAACGAUCCUGAAAAUAGUUGUAAAAUAUUAGUUGCAACAGAUGCUAUUGGAAUGGGACUGAAUUUGAGCAUAAGAAGAGUAAUUUUCUAUUCCCUAAUCAAACCCAUCAUGAAUGAAAAAGGUGAAAAAGAGAUGGACACAAUUUCGGUAUCACAAGCCUUACAAAUUGCUGGACGUGCUGGUAGGUAUGGUACUCAAUGGGAACAAGGAUUUGUAACAACAUUCAAAACAGAAGAUCUUCCAACUCUUAAAAGCUUAUUAUCCUCACAGCCAGAGCCCAUAACACAAGCUGGCUUACACCCAACAGCCGAACAAAUCGAAUUAUAUGCCUACCACUUACCUAAUUCUACUUUAAGUAACUUAAUGGACAUCUUUGUGAAUCUAUCCACUGUAGAUAAUUCUUUGUAUUUCAUGUGCAAUAUUGAAGAUUUCAAAUUUUUGGCCGACAUGAUACAGCACGUGCCUUUACCUUUGAGAGCCAGAUACAUAUUUUGUUGUUCACCGAUUAAUAAAAAAAUGCCUUUUGUUUGUACAAUGUUUCUUAAGUUCACAAGACAAUUUAGUAAAAACGAACCAAUCACAUUUGAUUGGCUGUGCAGAUCUAUUGGUUGGCCCCUUCAACCUCCAAGGACCAUUAUAGAUUUGGUACAUUUAGAAGCUGUUUUUGAUGUUUUGGAUUUAUAUUUAUGGUUGAGCUAUCGUUUUAUGGAUUUAUUCAACGAACCAAAUCUAAUAAGGGACAUGCAAAAAGAGUUAGAUCAAAUUAUUCAGCAAGGGGUAGUUCAAUUGACUCGUUUGCUGAGGAAUUCUGAAACUGGAAUCAGUUCUGGGACUUCAGGUGCAGAUGACGAACAAUUUGAUAGUAAUACCAAGAAGCAAAAUUAUUUGAGAAAUCAAUCUUUGUCAGCUAUAGGAAGGGGCAGGUUAACAGAACGACUUCUAGCACAAGGUAUUUUGACGCCUACGAUGUUGAGUGAACUGAAAAAGGAGUGGAACAAAAAUCAAGAUGAUCCUGAAGACGACGACGAUCCACCAAAACGAGCGAUGAGAAGAAAAAGGAAAACAAAGUAGUAGUUUAUUAGGCAAUUUAAAUGCUCUAAUUGAAUAAAUAAAGUCUUGAAGAUCAAGUGCAUGAUGGAGUUUGACUUCUUUAUGAUGCCAGUGAUAUGGUUUUUCCAUUUCAAUAACAACAAUUCCCAAAGCAUUUUAUUUAGCAAACAGAGUACCCGGGAAUAUUGAAUACUCUUUUUUUCUCUACCCUGCUGUUGAUUUUGGGGAAUUUUCCUACUUUUUAGUCUUGACAUUCAAACUUUUCAUUCGAUUGAGAGUUUAGACGGAAAAUUGCCAAUACUAAUUAUUUUAAGGGUAUCUAAUUAAAACUCACUAGUUAUAGAAGUUGUAAAUUGAUUUCUCUAUUAAAUAAUUUACAUCAUUACAACAUAAACCAAAAAAAAGCCAUAUUGUGUCGAAUCUACAACAAACCUACAGAGUAUUGCAAAAAGUGCCUGUUAAAAAAAAAUUAAAGCUAAACAUGUAGGAUCAAAACAAUAUAGCUUCUUAUUUGAUAACUUUCUAGGAAGUUCACAUUGAUGGAAGGAACAGUAAAAUAAAGUUCCACAAAUUACAUUGGAUAAUUGAAAAAAUAUACUUUUCGAAAACCUAAAAUAAAUCUGUUCAAAAUGUAUAAAGCAAAUGUUUUUGUGUGUGUUUGAAGGCCCGGCACGGGUAUAAAAAUACAAAAUAACUUAAAUAACACAACAAUCUACAAUUCAGUCUUAACAUCCUUGGGAUUACCGCUUCUAUCCCAACCCUUCAAUUCAUUGGUUGCUUCUUUAGCAAUGUAUUUCACGAAAUCAUCUACUUCACGUCCACCC